AGAUUUUGCAAGCAACCGCUACGUUUGUCUGACUUAGAGCAAAAGCGCCGGUUGGUAAACAAAGAGUUGUAUAUUGAUUACAGAGUUAACCACGAACGAUUAAAUGUUUAGCAGGAGCGGACGAAACAACAGAGGUGGCCAAGUUUUCGAUGAAAAUGGCCAAGACAUGCCAAACCCGAAUCUUCUUAGCCCAAAUUCCUCGAUGAAAAGUCUUGACGUGUCGUCGGCUUCGGACAAUGAAUCGUGGGCGUCUGAAGAUUCUUAUCCCGAAGAGUUACCUUCUCCACCAAUUCAGUGGAAAUCUGAAAUUCCGUUGACACCUGAUCGUCGUCGAAGCUCGAUCAAAAAGCCACAAUUCCAGCUCGACCCCGUUGCUGUUCAGCUGAAUGAAUUCUACGAGAAUCGCGUCAGGAUAAGCUUGGAGCGUAAAGAAAUCUGCGAAGAAAUUGCCUACAACUCAGUGCAUAAAUGCCUGCGAAAAAUACAAAUGGUGGACAACAGAUUCCGCGCAAACAGUUUAGUGUCGCAAGGGAUCCCGUAUGACGGUCUGCAGGCAGAAGAACCCAUUCAGAUGGACAUGCUAGUGCAGCUGUCCCCGGGCUACAGCUCUGCAAUGUACACCGCAUGCGACGAACGCACGGGCGGUAUUCGCCUGCAGCCGAGCUCUGAAGACUACAGUGUUUGGGAAGACUGCAUCACCGCUAAUGGUUUUUUAUCAGCUGGAAAGAUCAACUCGCUUUUGCGACGGUACGUCAAAAAGGCGGUAAAGAUUUUGAACCUUCACAUUAAAGAUAAGCGCGCGGAAAAGCUUCCGAAGCAUCUGAGUAGCAUUGCAGUCGAGAAAGGCCCUGUAAUUCGAUUAACCAUCAACAAGGACAUUUCCGUUGAUAUUCUUCCCGCCUUCGUUAUCCCCGAUUCGCGGACCGAUCCUUCCCGCAGGGACUGUCCCUCAUCCUCUCACGCCGUCUGCAAGCCUUAUGUUCAAAACGAGAUGAUCUGGCGGCUGUCGUUCUACGUGGCGGAGAAAAAUCGUGUGCGUGCUCUUAGCGAUGGUUGUCGCGUUCAGCUCCUGCGGAUUCUAACGGAAAUCAGAGACAACGAGGAUCAGCUCAAAAAACUUUCAUCCUAUCAUGUCAAGACCCUUCUCUUUCACGAAUCCGACAAAUAUCCGGACUUUCACGAAUGGAGUGCCGACAAAAUCACACAGCGGUUUUUUGGCCUCUUGGAGCGCCUCAAGAAAGCGUUGAAGGACGGCAACCUACCACACUAUUACAUGCAGCCGCCAGAUUUUGAGCCGGUGAAUUUAUUCGCCGAUCUGGACGGCAAAACUUUGUCGGACAUGUUAGAUGUUGUUGAAGAUAUUAUGGCAAAUCCCUUGGACAUACUUAGCACUGUUGGACGAGAGAGAAGGCAGACGAUGUGGCCAUGGGAGAUGGGACUGUUUUUGCCUGCCGGACUGGCCUCGUAAAUCGG
Messenger RNA from Porites evermanni, 1473 nucleotides. Lineage: Eukaryota; Metazoa; Cnidaria; Anthozoa; Scleractinia; Poritidae. The record is from the annotation of a GenBank genome assembly.